AUGUCCAGGUCACUCCGGGCAGCAAUCGUCAAGGUCUUCUCGACCAAGUACUCACUUACACUCCCCGCCCCAGCACUAGAGUACAUCGAGAAUGUGUUGUUGGAAAACGAGAUCCCAGAGGACGAGUGGGCAUUGGGGUUGGAUUUCUGGGCACGCGAGUACCUCAAAGGCCAGGACGCCCCUUCCCUCGUCUCGCUUGACGGGUUGAAACACGCCUACGAGAUCCUCCAGCUUGGCGGUACAGAUGGCGCGGACGCGAUGGACCCGACAGACAUCAAUGUGGAGGCACACUUCUCAGCCGUGGACAGCUUCGACAUGCCCGCGCAGCACUUUGACAUUGUCCGAAGCGGCUUCACGGUACCUAAGAACAAACCGAAACUCGGGGGGCAGGCGAUGAACCGCUCGGCGUAUAUGCGCGAACGGUGGGGCAUCAUCCGAGAGAUCAUCCAGCGAAACGAGAACUUCACACCGCCAGCGAUGGGAGGAAACGACCGUUCCAAGUACCUCAAGCUCACGUCGACGCAGAACCUGCUCGGUCGGGCAGGCCAGCUCUUCCUCCUCUUCGGCAUGCUCUCCCGCGAUCCUGAGGGACGGUUGACAAUCGAGGACGGUGAUGGGCGGGUAGUGCUAGACAUGGUGGACGCCGUGCCUGGUGAGGGUCUGUUCACGGAAGGCUGCAUGGUCCUCAUAGAGGGCGAGUACACGAUUGAAAACACGAUCCGCGUCCUGGCCAUGGGCCACCCGCCAUCAGAAAAGCGUGAGGUCGCGCGAGCGCUACACGGGCACGUCGACUUUCUGGGUGGCGGGGCAAUGUCUCAGAAGGACGAGGACAAGUACAUCCCAACAGUGCUGGCCAACGAGCACGUGUCCUUCGCCUUCUUCUCGGACGUCUGGCUCGAUCAUCCGCGAACGCUGGUCGCCCUGCGUCAGGUGUUCCAGGGGUACGCCGACGCGUCUGAGUUCAGGCCGAUGGCGUUUGUCCUCUGUGGCAACUUCUGCCAGCGUGGAUGGGAGGGUGACGGCGGAAUGAAGCGCUACACUUUGGGCUUCAAUGCACUCACCGACCUCAUCCUCUCCUUUUCCCUCCUGCACCAGUCUCACUUCAUCUUCGUUCCCGGCCCUUUGGACCCAUGGUCCUCGUCUACGAUUCCGCGCCCAGCAUUACCCAGUACCAUCACGGAUCGCCUGCUCCAGCGCGUGCCAAAAGCACGCUUUGUCUCCAACCCUUGCCGCUUGCGGUACUUUGGCCAGGAGAUCGUCAUCUACCGCGAGGAUCUGAUGGGACGAAUGCUACGCAACCUCGUCGCGAUCAAGGACGAGAAGGAGGCCGACAUGAAACGCUAUCUCGUGCAGACAAUCCUCGACCAAGCGCAUCUCUCGCCGCUGCCGCAGAACAUCCGCCCAACGCUGUGGGAGUACGACCACGCCUUGCGGCUGUACCCCAUGCCAACGACGGUUGUGCUCGCCGACAAGUACGAGCGGUACGAGCUCACGUACGAGGGCUGCCAUGUGCUUAACCCAGGGCGGUUUGUGUGUGCAGGCAGCGGAGGUGAGUUUGAGUGGUCUGUGUACUAUCCCCAUUUGAAGAGGAGCGAGCGGAGCGCGUUGAGUCUCGACUAG
Molecule: messenger RNA, 1620 nt
Organism: Cutaneotrichosporon cavernicola
Lineage: Eukaryota; Fungi; Basidiomycota; Tremellomycetes; Trichosporonales; Trichosporonaceae
Gene: DPB2
Exons: 8
Coding region: 1-1620 (539 amino acids)
Biological process (GO): DNA-templated DNA replication; error-prone translesion synthesis
Cellular component (GO): epsilon DNA polymerase complex
Molecular function (GO): DNA binding
Source: RefSeq, a predicted model, not a curated record